This is a messenger RNA of Lytechinus pictus (painted urchin), 2741 nucleotides long. Its product is annotated as Na(+)/citrate cotransporter-like. Bases 64 to 1779 code for a protein of 571 amino acids. Gene Ontology annotation, molecular function: transmembrane transporter activity. The record is from RefSeq and is a predicted model, not a curated record. Lineage: Eukaryota; Metazoa; Echinodermata; Echinoidea; Temnopleuroida; Toxopneustidae. Gene Ontology annotation, cellular component: membrane. The transcript is spliced from 12 exons. Gene Ontology annotation, biological process: transmembrane transport.
AUUAACAUUCAACAAUGCAUUAUCUACGAAAGUUUUAAAAUCUUUAUUCUCCAGAUUGGUCACAUGGGUUACUGCCUAAUCAUCAUGGCGUUUUAUUGGAUGACGGAAUGCCUUCCUUUGGCUGCUACAGCCCUCCUCCCUAUCCUUCUCUUCCCGCUCUUUGGUAUCCAGAAGUCAAAAGAUGUUUGUAGUAACUACCUCACAGAUACCAACACUGUCUUCUUCGGGGGAUUGAUGGUGGCUGCAGCUGUGGAACGCUGGAACCUGCACAAACGAAUCGCUCUUCGAGUUCUGAUGCUUGUUGGUGCUAAUCCUAGAAGGUUGAUGCUGGGCUUCAUGUUAACCACGGCUUUUUUAUCACUAUUCAUGUCCAACACGGCAACGACUGCGAUGAUGAGCCCCAUAGCUCAGGCUGUCCUCAACGAACUCAAAUCUAACAAACACAAUGAAGAGAUGGGAGAGGAAAUGGAAAAGAAUGGCGGAAAUUCAAAUGCAGUUGCUGCUGAGGGCUCAAAUGGAAAUAUUCAACAUGGUAUAGAAAAUGAUAUCCAACUUGAUGAUAUUGCAGAUGGUUGCAACAUCAUUAAAGAACUCGACGACGUGCCAACAUGCUUGAUGGAGACUGAAAAGGAAAACCGGGUUAUGAUGGAGAAUCGCAGCGAGCGGGGACAUCGUCUUCUCUGCAAGGGAAUAACUCUCUCCGUCCCAUAUGCAGCCGGCAUUGGUGGCAUAGCGACCCUGACGGCAACCGGUCCAAAUUUGGUACUUAAUCUGCUAGUUGAAACACUCUUUGGUUCCGAAUCCGGUCUUAACUACGGUACCUGGAUGAUGUUUGCGCUCCCUGGCAUGGUUGUCUGUCUUUUCAUCUGUUGGAUCUGGCUACAAAUUAUGUACCUUGAUUUCUUCUGUCUGGAGAGGAGUGAUAAGGAAGUCGGCAAAGAACAAGAAGAGAGAGCGAAAAUGGUGAUCCAGAAAAAUUACACGGCCCUUGGUAAAAUGUCGUUUGCUGAAUGGGCUAUUCUUGGUCAUUUGGUGGUCCUAGUCUGUCUUUGGCUGACGAGAGAACCCAAGUUUGUCAGUGGCUGGUCUAUAGGCUUCCUAAAAUGGUACGUCACAGAUGCUACUUCGGCUAUAUUCAUCUCCUUGCUACUCUUUGCCUUCCCAUCAAGGCUUCCUACAUUUUUGUGCCGAAGAAAUCGAGACGAUGAUCCAGGUGAUGAUGAAGAAGCCCAGAUAUCACCCCUGCUAACGUGGCCUAUCGUACAGGAGAAGGUAGCAUGGAAUAUUAUUAUUCUUAUUGGAGGUGGAAUGGCCCUUGCUGAUGGCUGUAAGGUAUCAGGACUCUCCACGUGGUUAGGAACGGAAUUGUCGGCGUUUUCUUCACUAACGCCUUUGGCAUUAUCUUUUAUCAUCUCAACAAUCGUAGCUAUCUUCACAGAGAUUUCAAGCAACACAGCUACCGCCACCAUUUUUCUACCCAUCUUUGCUGAAUUGGCCAUCGGUCUUGAAAUCAACCCGCUUUAUCUGAUGUUACCAGCAGUCAUUGCGUGCUCCUCCUCAUUUAUGUUACCAGUGGCUACCCCACCAAACGCCAUAGCAUUCGCACACGGCAACCUUUCAGUACUUGAUAUGGUGAAUGCUGGUAUAGUGAUGAAAAUCGUGUGCAUCCUGGUAUUCAGCCUUAGUAUCAAUACUCUAGGUGUCUGGAUCUUCGAUGUCAAUACUUUCCCUGCUUGGGCUAAUGCAACGACAUCUGUAACAACUUCCACGACAACAUAAUCGUCUCCAACACGAAGAGUUGAUCUGAUUGCAGGAAACAAGACCAACAUCUAACUAGACAGGAAGAUUAAUUUAUUAUCUGUUGCGAGAAAUUAGCAGAUCAAGGGCUUCUCCCAAGAUUCAAACUCAAUUUUCAGACACCCGCGCUUUUCAAAGAUUUAGGGUUCAGACGUCAGGCCGGCAUUAUGAGUACCGCAAUGCAAUCCACUUUUAGAGGGUUUCAUGGGUCCUCUCAACUGGUUUAUUUCCAAUUGGUCUAAUGCCAAUUCGUCCAAUUACUAACUCGUCUACUAUCAUCUGGUCUACCACCAGUUCGUCCAUUAUCCACAUGGUCUAAUUGCCAUUUCGUCCAAUCACCAUUUCGUCUAAUAUCCAGUUGGCCCAAUAGCCAUUUUAGUCCAUAUAGACCUUUAUCAUUUGGUUUAAUUGGAGUGUCAAUUGGGCUAAAUAAAUGAAAAUAAAGUGGAUAUUAGACCACUGGUUAUGAGACGAAAUGGUAAUAGACGAAUUGGUGAUUAGACGAAGUGAUUAUUGGACCAAAUGGUCAGUGGAUCGAAUGGUUGUUAGACGAAAUGUUGAUGGUCGGAAUGGCAUUAGACUAAAUGAAUGUAGACCAUGUGGUGAGUGGAAGAGUUAGCAGUAGACGAAUUGGCAAUUUACCCUGUCAACCCACCAGCCAGAUUGAAAGUUGAGAUCACAGGCUGAUGUCGAACUGUGCCUGUGUGGAGAUUUUUCUCCGUUUCUAGACCAUCCUAGUACAUUUUCUUUGUAUGCUCCCGACUCUUCAACUGAGGAUAGAUUUGUGGGUUAAUAAAUGUUAAAUAUAAAAACAGCAUUUAUCGCCGGCUUAGGCAUGGAUAUUUAUUUCAUAUUUUCGUGAAAAUCUUCGAAAUUCUGUUUGGAUUUCAGAAAAUCAGAGGAUUGUUUAACAUUCUAGUAAAUAAAAAAAAAUUGUACAUUAU